UUAAAAACAAAUACGUACCGUACCGGCGGCCUAGUCGCACUUUGUACGUGAAAGCUGAAGGCAAUACAGGCCGAAAAAGCCAUUUCUUUGGCGUUUGAAUAUGGCUGAAGCCAGGGCCGCCAUCACUAGACCAGAUGUAAGGCUUCAUGCUGAGGGAACGAGCACGAAAGAAGCUGAAGUCGAGCUUCUGAAGAGUACUUUUCGGUCAUUGAAGAAAUGUGCUUUUCGGACACGUCGACAAAUUCAGAAUGGUUUGUGGCCUACCACUUGGUCUAAUCUCCUUGGUGCUGUACUUGUAAUUGCUGCUAUAAUCCAUUUCAAUCACCACUAUGAGUAUGCACUGCUACAACCCAUAAUCCAUGCAAUAUGGUCGCUAAGUGACAUCCUAUACCUAGAUGAAAGGUACCCCUACAACUUCCGACUGAUAGUGGUGUCCCUGGUGACUGGUCUUGGCUUUUUCAUUGUUCUACUCUAUUUGCGACAGUAUAUGCUUAGAAUGCUGCUUGCUUACAGAGGAUGGAUGUACCAGCCUCCCAGGUCCCAGAGUAUAGUGACCCUGCUCUGGGGUUUGAUGGUUCGUAUAUGCAGUGGCCAUCAUCCUACUUUAUACAGUUACCAAAAUAGCCUUCCACGAAUGCCUGUCCCUCCACUCAAGAGCACAUGCCAGAGGUUCUUGUCCUCUGUCAAGCCAUUGCUUGACUCUGAAGAGUACAACAAGAUGGAGGAGCUCUCCAAGGAUUUUGAGAAGAACCUUGGCCCAAAGCUUCAGUUCAUUCUGCAGCUGAAGUCCUGGUGGGCAACCAACUACUGUACUGACUGGUGGGAAAAGUAUGUCUACCUGAUGGGACGGUCGCCUCUACCAAUCAACAGCAACUAUUACUGCCUGGACCAGGGAUGGUACCCGACCAGAGAGCAGCCGUCCAGGGCAGCAGUGAUCACAUACUUCUUCCUAAAGUACCACCAGGAGCUAGAAACCGAGCAGUUGAGACCAUUGCUGAUUCGUAACACCAUCCCCACUUGCAUGGCUCAAUAUGAGAGAACUUUCAAGACAGUAAGGAUCCCAAAAGAAGAUGUUGAUGAGCUUGUCCACUUUGAACAUACAGAACAAGAGCAUAUUGUGGUCAUCUGUGGAGGCAAUAUGUACAUGGUGCCAGUGCAAGAUAGCCAUGGAAAAGCUAUCUCCUGUCUGGACUUGGAAGGACAGUUUGAGUGGAUUAUAGCCGAUGCCAAACACUCUGACGUGAAGAGAGAACACCCAGAAGGAAGCAUUCCUGCCUUGACUGGACUUCCACGAACUGAGUGGGCCACAAUCAGAAAAGAGUACUUUGGAGAUGGGCUUAACAGGCAAUCCAUGGAGACCAUUGAGGAAGCUCUUUUUGUGGUGUUGCUGGAAGACAAGACCUUCUCUGAGUUGUCAGAUCGGGCCAAGUACAUUAUGCAUGGUGACGGUCGGAGCUUAUGGUUUGAUAAGAGCUUCUGCCUGGUGGUCUUUACUGACGGCAAGUGUGGAAUCAAUGCAGAGCACUCUUGGGCAGAUGCUCCUGUUAUUGGACACAUGCUUGAGUAUGCUCUCACCUACGAGUUCGUAUAUCGUACAUACAAUGAUAAGGGUAGAUGUAACCCCAUUGGUGGGGCUCACCGCAGCCACAAUGUGAGGACACACAAUUUGCAAAGACCAUGUCGCUUGUACUGGGACGUUACACCACAACUAGCGCAGAUAGUGGAAAAUGCAGUUACUUUUUGCAAGAAGAAUAAUGAUGAUCUUCAACACAAAGUUAUCACUCACGAUGAUUUUGGCAAGGGAUUCAUCAAGAAAAUCAAGGUCAGUCCAGACGCCUUCAUUCAGCUAGCCCUACAGAUUGCUUACUACAAAGACUCUGAAGGCAAGCACCCAUUGACGUACGAGUCGUCCAUGACGCGACUCUAUCUCCAUGGGCGAACAGAGACAGUCCGCAGCUUGACUUCUGAGGCCAAGGCAUUUGUACAAGCAUUCAUGAGCAAGGAAGCCAGUCGCGAAGAGAAGAUAAGACUAAUGCGAGCAGCGGCUGAGAAGCAUGCUAUCAUGUACAAGGAUUGUAUGAAUGGCAAAGGCUGUGACAGGCAUCUGUUUGCACUGUUUGUCGUCUGCAGGGGGCAAGGAUAUGAUAGCGAGUUCCUGAAGAGCGCUUUGACGUUGCCAUGGACGCUGUCCACCAGUCAACAGCCUCAGCAGCAGAUGACUGCGGAACACUUCAGUGUCAACGAACCAGAGCUCAUGCACAUGAUCUCCCCUGGUGGUGGGUUUGGCCCUGUAGCUGACGAUGGUUACGGCGUCUCGUACAUGGUACCAGACGAAAACAGAAUAUUCUUCCACGUGUCCUCAAAAAUCUCCUCCAACAAGACGAACAGUGAAAGAUUUGUAAAAAACCUGUACAGCAGCUUGGCAGAGUUGAAGGAACUGUUUGAUGACCCCUCUCACUCUUCAUCCAACUAGAAUCUAAUCUUUCAACUAGAUUAGUUGACCAAGAAAGCUCGGUUUUAGCUAAUCUUUCUAGCUAUUUAUUUCAGGUAUAAAAGCUGACCCUGUUUUCAGCUCAAACAUGAGUUUUUACUUUUUUAAUUCUUAUCAAAGGAAUUUCUGUAUACAUGGUCUUUCACGGCAUUUAGCAGAUACUAUCAUAUUUAUGUCUUUUGUAUAUUUUGUUGUUGAGCAACAUGAAAAUGUUAUCUAAUGCACAUAUUAAUAAAGUCAAGGACAAAUCAG
Nematostella vectensis (starlet sea anemone) is the source of this 2743-nucleotide messenger RNA. RefSeq names its product carnitine O-palmitoyltransferase 1, liver isoform-like. Gene Ontology annotation, cellular component: mitochondrion. The record is from RefSeq and is a predicted model, not a curated record. Gene Ontology annotation, molecular function: carnitine O-palmitoyltransferase activity. Gene Ontology annotation, biological process: carnitine metabolic process; fatty acid metabolic process. NCBI's taxonomy places the organism in Eukaryota, Metazoa, Cnidaria, Anthozoa, Actiniaria, Edwardsiidae. The transcript is spliced from 14 exons. The coding region runs from base 101 to 2473 and encodes 790 amino acids.